This is a messenger RNA of Cricetulus griseus (Chinese hamster), 2679 nucleotides long. Lineage: Eukaryota; Metazoa; Chordata; Mammalia; Rodentia; Cricetidae. The record is from RefSeq and is a predicted model, not a curated record.
AUGUGGACACUGACACAUGAGCUGAGUGUAUACAAGCUGGACACUGUAAGAACUGCACCCAUCAAACUUAUGUCUGGACAGACAUGUGUGUUAGUAGGGUAUUUUCUUUUGGUUAUUGGUAUCAGGAUCUUGCUUAAUCUCUGUCAUGUAUGUGCCUAUAAUUCUUCUGAGUGUUAUUUCAGAAUUGAAGAGGAUUUUCAUUAUAAAGGAGAUGUGGACAUCGGUGCAUUUUUUCCAGUUCAUUCUUACUACACAGGCAACAAAGUUCCACACUUAUAUGUGCCAUACUAUUUUAAUGACAUUCACAUACAGUAUAAUUUUAAAAACUAUGAGUUUAUUCUGGCCCUGGUAUUUGCCAUUGAGGAGAUCAACAGGAACCCCCAUCUUUUACCAAACAUAUCUCUGGGAUUUGAUUUUUAUAAUGUCCCACACAGUGAGAAAAAUAUUCUUGUGCAUGCAAUUCGUUGGUUCACAGGCCAUCUUUAUCACCUCUCUAACUAUAACUGUGUAAAGGAGAGAAAGUCAGCUGCUGCACUGACAGGACCAUCAUGGGCAAAAUCUGCCCAUCUUGCGACACUGCUUCAACUCUACAAAUUCCCACAGCUUUCCAUUGGUCCUUUUGAUCCUAUUUUGAGUGACAGAAGUCAGUUUAAUUCUCUCUAUCAGAUGGCUCCCAAAAGCACAUCUCUGUCUCUUGCCAUGGUCUCUUUGAUGGUUCAUUUUGGCUGGAACUGGAUUGGUCUGCUUCUUCCAGAUGACCACAGAGGGACUGAGUUUCUAUCAGAUUUAAGAAAAAAUAUGGAGAAAAAUACAGUCUGUAUAGCUUUUGUGGAAAUGAUCUCAAGCACAUGGACUUCAUUUUCCUACAAAUUCUGGGCAAAUUUGGGGAAGAUCCAGGAAUCAUUAGCCAAUAUCAUCGUCAUUUAUGGUGACAGCGAUUCCCUACAAGGUUUAAUGCUGAAUCUAGGAAAACACUUUUUGACAUGGAAAGUUUGGGUCAUGAACUCUCAAUGGGAUGUUACCAACCAUGCUGAUUAUUUCCUGGUAGAUUCAUUCCAUGGAAGUCUCAUUUUUAAACAUCAACAUGAGCAGAUGGCUGAAUUUUCAAGAUUUAUCAAAACAGUUAACCCAUUCAAUUACCCAGAAGACAUUUACCUUCCUAAGUUAUGGUUUUUGUUCUUCAAAUGCUCAUUUUCAGAGCUUGAUUGUCAACUUUUGGAGAGAUGCCAAGCAAAUGCUUCCUUGGAAUUUCUUCCUAGACACAUUUUUGACAUGGCAAUGAGUGAAGAGAGUUAUAAUAUAUACAAGGCUGUAUAUAUUCUUGCCCACAGUCUCCAUGAGAUGAGCCUUCAGCAAGUACAAAUGCAACCAUCUGAAAAUGGGAAAGAAAUGCUGUUCUUUCCCUGGCAGCUUCAACCUUUCUUGAGGAAUAAUCAUGUCAAAGACAACAUAGAUUUAGAUUGGAAACAGGAGUUUGAUGAUAAGUAUGACAUUCUCAACUUUUGGAAUAUUCCAAAGGGUCUUGGACUAAAGGUGAAAGUUGGAACCUUUUUCUUCAAUGCUCCGUGGGGUCAAAGGUUAUCUUUAUCUGAACAGUUGAUACAAUGGCCAAAAAUAUAUUCAAAGAUUCCUCAGUCUGUGUGCAGUGAGAGCUGUGCAGCUGGAUUCAGGAAAGUUGCCAUUGAAGGCAAGGCUGUUUGCUGCUAUGAUUGCAUUCCUUGUCCUGACAAUGAGAUUACUAAUGAUACAGAUAUGGAUCAAUGCAUGAAGUGUCCAGAAAGUCAGUAUGCAAACACAGAGAAGAAACACUGCCUCCAGAAAGUUGUGAGUUUUCUUGACUAUAAGGACCCCCUGGGGAUGUCUCUCACAACCAUAGCACUUUGCUUCUCUGUACUCACUGCUAUGGUUCUUGGACUCUUUGUGAAGAACAGAGACACCCCGAUUGUCAAGGCUAAUAAUAGAACACUCAGUUACACCUUGCUCAUCACACUGAUCAUCUGUUUCCUCUGUACCUUUCUCUUCAUUGGCUGUCUCAACACUACCACCUGUAUCUUGCAGCAGAUCACAUUUGGAGGUGCUUUCACUGUGGCUCUUGCCACUGUGUUGGCCAAAGCUAUCACAGUGGUUAUUGCCUUCAAGGUCACUUUUCCAAGCAGAGUGGUAAGGUGGUUAAUGAUAUCAAAGGCCCCAAACUAUAUCAUCCCCAUAUGUACUGUGAUGUACCUUGUCCUCUGUGCAAUCUGGCUAGGAACCUCUCCUCCCUUCCUUGACCAAGAUGCUCAUGCUGAACAUGGACAUAUCAUCAUUGUGUGUAACAAGGGCUCAGCUUUUGCCUUCCAUGGUGUCCUGGGAUACCUCUGCUUCUUGGCACUCGGGAGUUAUACUAUGGCUUUCUUGUCCCGGAAUCUGCCUGACACAUUCAAUGAAGCCAAGUUCCUGUCAUUCAGCAUGCUGGUGUUCUUCUGUGUCUGGGUCACAUUCCUCCCUGUAUACCACAGCACCAAGGGGAAGGUCAUGGUGGCUAUGGAAGUCUUCUCUAUCUUGGCUUCUAGUGCAGCUCUCCUUGGAUUGAUUUUUGCCCCAAAGUGCUACAUUAUCUUGAGAAAGCCAAAUAAGAACAGUCUUCAUCAUAUCAGGAACAGGACAUAUUCCAGAAUGAAUAACUUUCUCAAAACCUAG